CUCACCACUCUUCUAUCAUGUCAAAAUAGAAAUCAUGAUGUUUGGAAUACUAAUAAUUACCAGCAAAAUCAACUUGGUGGGAGCACACAAUGGCAGCAUCAAACACAAUGCUCCCAACCAAUUCAGCUUGAUAAUUCUAUCCAUGCCUUCCAACCAAACCAGGUCAAUGAAGAAAACCAUUGUACUACAUCUAAUCCAUUGCAUAUAUUGGAACCACCCCAUCUCAUGAAAAUAAACUUAGAGCAUCAAAUCUCUCCAAUUGCUAGUCCUUUUAACUAUCAAAACCCAAUGCAAAAUUUGUUGCGGUACAAUGGAGGUUUCACAUCGAAUCGAAAACAGCUUGAACCAUCAUCAGCUACACAAUCUUUCUCUUCGCUUUUCAGUAACAGCGAGGGAAUUCUGAACUUCAAUUUAAGCUCACUUUUAUCUUCCAGGUCUUCAUCUUCUAGCCCUAGUACCUUGAAUUCAUCAUCUUCCACAAUAUUUGUCAAAGGAACCAAAGAAGAUGAAAGAGACACUUACGGCAGCAACAUGUUCAUGUAUACCAUUUCAAAUGGCUUGAAUGACUCUGGACUUUUGUGA
Messenger RNA from Lotus japonicus, 582 nucleotides. RefSeq lists its product as uncharacterized. The annotation marks the transcript as partial. NCBI's taxonomy places the organism in Eukaryota, Viridiplantae, Streptophyta, Magnoliopsida, Fabales, Fabaceae. The transcript has a single exon. The record is from RefSeq and is a predicted model, not a curated record.